CGUGUCAGCGUGCAACGUGGCGUUUAUGGUCAUCUCGUAUUUCACACAUCCCGGGAGCCAAUAGUGGAGAGCAUAACAUAGUUGGUGGGAAAUGUUCAGUGUUAUCGCAGAACUGAGUGGCUUACAUGAACUUCCUAGAGAUUUCUGCCUGGUUGUCCUCUCCAGAGUGUGAUAGCAAUGAACCGGGUACGUUUGAAACAGAAAUGAAUACGCUAGGCACCUGAGAAACGUGUACGAAAUCCUGUAAAUGUGGUAUAGCGAAGACACUUUUGCAAAGCUACAUUUAGUUGCACAGCCUGAUUGCGUUCUCAGUUCUGGUUCUACGAUAUUAUCAGUCUCGUUUCUUAACGUUUGUAGAUAAUUAGCAACUAGCCAUUUUUUGCGAACGAAGAUAACUAGAUAGCUAUGGACUUACCCAGCGGUGUGGGCUGGUUGUUGCUGUGUGCGUGUUUGGUGUUAAGUAAGCCCACUUUGCGGAAAGAUCGUGUUUACCAUGAACCCGAGUUAAGUCCUAGACCGGCAGCCGAGGAGGAUGGGAGCCACAAAUACGACCACGAGGCCUUUUUGGGCAAGGAAGAGGCAACUACAUUUGAUCAGUUAACCCCAGACGACAGCAAGGAAAGGCUUGGGAAAAUUGUAGACCGGAUAGAUGGUGACAAGGAUGGAUUUGUAUCGCUGAAUGAGCUAAAAAGCUGGAUAAAACGGGUUCAGAAACGCUACGUUUAUGAAAAUGUGGCUAAGGUCUGGUCUGAUUAUGACACCAACAAAGACAACAUGAUUUCAUGGGAUGAGUACAAACAAGCAACAUAUGGCUACUAUCUCGAUAGUCCAGGGGACUUUGAGCAGUUCACCUUCAAAAAGAUGUUGCCUCGUGAUGAGCGGAGGUUCAAAGCCGCCAACGCUGACGGUGACCUGGUAGCCAACCGUGAAGAAUUCACGUCUUUCCUCCACCCCGAGGACUUUGAGCAUAUGAAAGACAUUGUGGUUCUUGAAACCCUGGAGGACAUUGACAAGAAUGGUGAUGGCUUUGUGGAUGAGGAUGAGUACAUAGCGGACAUGUUUACAAACCCAGACGGGGGAGUAGAACCGGACUGGGUGAAGACUGAGCGGGACCAGUUCUCUGACUUCCGGGAUAUGAACAAAGACGGAAAGAUGGACAAGGAGGAGAUCCGCCGCUGGAUCCUCCCUCAGGACUAUGACCACGCCCUGGCCGAGGCCAAACACCUGGUGUACGAAUCAGAUGCGAACAAGGAUGAGAUGCUGACCAAAGAGGAGAUCUUGGACAACUGGAACCUUUUCGUGGGGAGCCAAGCCACCAACUACGGAGAGGACCUGACCAGGAGGCACGACGAGCUGUGAUGUUUCCUCAGAGCCGCAGAACCGUUGGGUGCCGGGCCGAGAAGAACUGCACCAGCGGCAGUGACGCACAGCGGCCUGCGGGCCCACGGACUAGCUGCAGAACCACGGUCCACAGAACUUCCCUGCACCGCCCUGAAGGCCACAGCUAUCCUCACGUUUCUGUGAGAGUGGCAGUCACCGUGAGGGAAAUGUUGUGGUCUCAGUGUAGUCAUAUGUGAGAAGCACAGAGACUUUUGUCCACCACUGAGCCUCGUUUAAAAGCCAUCAAAAAUGUGAUGCACGUCUGCCUUCUUAGUUUUUUUAAAGUUUAGUUUUUUUCAUUUCUGUAUGUCAAAACAUUUAUAGAUUUCUGAAAAUUUUGUUGCCUUAAUUUUAUUUAGUUAUUUUCUUUUAAAAAAUGUUUUUUACUCCUUUCUUGGAAAACUUCACAGGGACUAGCCUGAAAUAAGAAAGGCUGGAGCACACUGAGCUCAGAUCAAAAGAUGCUGUUUAAUGAAAGGGAAGACUGGCAUUUGGACGUCUAUGACAGUGGUCUCCAACCCUGAUCCUGGAGAGCUACAGGGUCUGCUGGUUUUCAUAUUGACUCUGCACUUCAUGAAUCAGUUAGAGCAGUUGAUUACACGGUUAACUCACCUGGUGUCUUGGGUCUCAAUUGGGUGCUGAUUUUAAGGUGAAAACAAAAACCAGCAAACCCUGUAGCUCUCCAGGCCCAGGGUUGGAGACCACUGGUCUAUGACGUCUUACUUGGAGUCAAAAAGGCUUUUGCUCUGAGCUCAGUGCUAGUCCCCAUGAAGUUGUCUGGGUAAGGAGUUCUUGACUGUUGAGCACCUACUUAAGCCCUCUUUUAUUUGUCUGGCUUGAAGCGCAUUGGCCACCUUCCUUUUGAUCCACAGACUUGUAUAUUCCAUUUAGCUUGAGAUGGCAUUUUCUGUCGCACAGGAGCUCUAGAUCAAUUUGUCUGGUCUUUGUAGGGUGAUUGAAGUGUUUUACUUGUUACAAACACGUUUCGUAUAACUGGGGCCAGCAGUGUGUCUCCCCUUGUUUUCUUGCUCGGUACUUCCGUCCACCGUCAGCUAGAGCUUGCGAUAGCCUCCUUGUCAAGCCCCUUCUCAAACAAUUAUCCCAUUUGCACCACCUCAAGAAUCUAAGUUUAUAAAGUAAUUGCUGCUAAUUAAGAACAGACGGUGACUGACAGCGAGGUUUGCAAGUGACACUCAUGCUAAAUUCAGCUUGAUUACUAACUACCGUGGACAUGCUGAGGUAUUUUUAAAUUGUACAGUGGCAUGUAGCAGUUAUAUAACAUUUAACUUGCACAAAAAAGUUAAGUAAAAAUAAGUUGACGAUUCAACUAAUUAACGAAUCAUGGUCUUCAAUCAAGACCUUAAGUAGAAUCAGGUCUCUCAGUGCUGGGCAAUGACAAAAACCUGAAAACAACACACCGCACUUUUCGGAUAAGAUUGGACACUCCUACUUUAUGCGGAUGCAUUUUUCUUUUUUACUGCAGUGAUACUCAAUCCUGGUCCUGGAGAAGCAUAGAGUCUGCUGGUUUUUGUUUUUUCCUUAAGAUCAGCAACCAAUUUAGACCCAAGAAACCAGGUUACCUGAGCUAACUGUAAUCAAGUGCUUUUACUGAUCGAUUUCUGUGCUCAAGUUGUGAGUAACAACAAAAGCCAGCAGAUCUUGUGGUUCUUCCACAUGAACUUCCAUCCAUGUUCACUUUCGUCCCUGACUCUCCCCUUAUUAGAUAAACUGAUUGUUCAUAAAAGUCCCAAUUAGAAACUCAAUUCUAUGCUUCGUCACUUAACUGUGCCGUUGGAGUGCCUAUGAGGACCCCUUGAGGAUAACUAUCGAAAUACAAGUUUAAAUCCCUGCAGGUCACAUGGUGGAGACAAACCGGUGGCCCUAUAUAUAUAUAUAUAACUGAAUGUGCAAUUAACUUUUUGGGUCAUGCCUUUUUACACAGGAUUGCAUUUGUAAAUGAUGAAAGUCAUUUAUGUAAAUAUCAAGCCUUUUAUAUGCUUACAAUGUCUUCAUUGAUGCCUUUUGUUAGGAUUGUGUGAACAAGCAUUGUCAGGUUUUUGUGAAAUUAUGCAAAAUGUGGGGUGAACAUUUCCUUUUUUUCAUUACCUCAAGGCCAGGCCAUGUACAGGUUCUACUGAUUACAACCUAUGUGGCAGGCCUCAUUUCACUCUUGAAAUCGCUAUCUUUUACUUCAUGUGCUUAAGUACUGUGCUGUACUAUAGAAAUUGUUUAUUUAUCAUAACACUUCUCUACGACAUUAUGAACAAAGUUGGCAGCAAUACUUGUAACUUUCCACUCCAGAGAAUAAAACUUUUUUGACUUUU
Molecule: messenger RNA, 3704 nt
Organism: Anguilla rostrata (American eel)
Lineage: Eukaryota; Metazoa; Chordata; Actinopteri; Anguilliformes; Anguillidae
Product: reticulocalbin-1-like
Exons: 6
Coding region: 406-1359 (317 amino acids)
Cellular component (GO): endoplasmic reticulum
Molecular function (GO): calcium ion binding
Source: RefSeq, a predicted model, not a curated record